GUCAGAGUUUUUUGACGAAUUAUCUGAGCUAGAAGAAUUACUUAAAGAAUCAGAAUUUGAUUUUUCUGUGUUAAUGGUUGCUUCAGACUUAAAUUUAUUAGAUAGUUCUUCACUCUUUAGAAUUUGGUCAUCACUGACUGAAU
Racocetra persica is the source of this 143-nucleotide messenger RNA. Lineage: Eukaryota; Fungi; Glomeromycota; Glomeromycetes; Diversisporales; Gigasporaceae. The record is from the annotation of a GenBank genome assembly.